AUGGAUAGCCACUGCGAAAGCACUCUUACACUACAGCUUGCUGGCAGGAAGCAGUGGAGGCUCUCCUGGCCUCCGGUGAUCGCCAAUGGCAGCUACGCCAAGGAUGGCUUCCUGGCAGAUGGUCGCCCGUACGACGCCAAGGGCGGCUGGAAGCCCACCCAUAGCAUCACCUUGGAAGCAGGUGAGGCGCUGCUGAUUCCGCCAGCCUUCGUCCACGAAAGCAAGAACGUGGGGCCUGAGGCGUGUGCGCCCUCGCUGACGUUCCAGUUUGCGGACCCUGUCGCAGCAGGCUUCUUCAGACAUUUCCAUCCGCGUUUGCGUCGCUUGGGCGACUUCAACGAGUGCUGGGAGCGGGUGGCCGUCCUAGCCACAUUUUCCUCCGGCGGGGCUUCAAGCAAAAGGCUGAAGCAGCUCACGGGCACGACUGUCGGGAAGCUGGCGAAGCUCGACAGCGGAGCAGGCACAGAGAGUGAGAUGGCUAGCGCUGUGAUCAAGGCUGCUGAGGCGGCUUGGCCCCUCGUGCUGAAGGGCGCAGAUCGCGACGGUGACGGUAAGCUCACCCAAAAAGAUGUCGCCAGCAGUUUCCAACUGCAGGGAUCCCUGGACUUCCACGACCUGAACGAGGACGGUGAAGUUACGCAGGCCGAGUUCGAGUCCGCCUUCGCGAGUUGGCUGAUGACCGAGGCCGUGGUACACCAGGAGAAGCAAGCCCGGAAGACUGUCAAGCAUUUAGAGUUCUAA
Messenger RNA from Symbiodinium sp. CCMP2592, 741 nucleotides. Lineage: Eukaryota; Dinophyceae; Suessiales; Symbiodiniaceae. The record is from the annotation of a GenBank genome assembly.